UUUGCUAACAUCCGGUGUCUUCCCGUCCAUUAGCAUCCAAGAAACCCGAACCAACCUAACGAUAUCCAUCUGCAGUCCUUCGAAAACAUACAUCGUAAAACUACUUCAUGUCGAUCCUUCAUUUUAACUGAAUGAAAGAUUUUAUCCGAUUCAUCAGAUGCAGGGCUCUGGCCCCGUCUCCAGCAGCUGAAGCGCACCCGUCCUGUCCUCUCUGCUCCACGGCCUUCCUCCUGUCUGAGCCAUGACCACCCAGAUGGAUAAUGAUUUGGUGCAUCUCCGCCUUAUCCUGGUCAGCGGCAAAACACAAGACUUCACUUUCUCUCCAAACGACUCGGCCACAGACAUCGCCAAGCAUGUGUUUGACCACUGGCCUGCAGGAUGGGAGGAAGAGCAGGUGAGCAGUCCCAGUAUACUGCGCCUCAUUUUCCAGGGGCGCUUCCUUCAUGGCAAUGUUACGCUGGGAGCUCUGAAACUGCCACCGGGACGAACGACUGUCAUGCACUUGGUUGCAAGGGAGACUCUUCCCGAGCCCAACUCUCAUGGUCAGAGGAACAGAGAAAAAACCACAGAAAGCAACUGCUGCCUCCUCUUGUAAAGCAUCAGAAACCCCCUUCCCUCCUCCUCUACCCCAACAUCGAGCAAACUAAACAUAGCGCGCACCUAAACAUGCACAAACUCCCUCACUUUUUUCUCCUGCUGCUCGCCUCUUCGCCUGCAGAUAUGGAAGAAAUCGCAGGAAGUCCCGUUUCGGGGACGCUUUGGUUGAACUCUUGUCCGAUCUGAGGCAUUUUUUUUUCUGUUGUUUUUAUUUGUGCCAAUAUACCCCUCCAACACAAUUUUUACCAUCUGCAUUACUUCCUGUAGCCAUUUCCUUUUAAUUUUAAGAUUUCACCAAUACACGCUCUCUGCCACACAUGAGGUGUUUUUAAAAAGCUGGCAUUUUUAGUGUUAAAGACCUGGAAGCUCACAGCUUUUUAACGGACUUAUAAAGGAUUUUGUGGGCUUUAACCCUCCUCUACUAUUUACAUGGACAAUUCCCCGGGUCCUGCUGCACUUAACCUGUCUAAUUAUGAAGUGUUUAUUGGUUAAUCUCCUCCUUCAACAUGUUUAUUUUUUUUUGUCUUUUGGUUUUUUUUUCUCUCAUGUAGUAGAAAAUUUGCCAGACAUUUUCUGCAGAACUAA
Messenger RNA from Poecilia latipinna (sailfin molly), 1182 nucleotides. It is a transcript of the gene ubl3b, whose product is annotated as ubiquitin-like 3b. NCBI's taxonomy places the organism in Eukaryota, Metazoa, Chordata, Actinopteri, Cyprinodontiformes, Poeciliidae. Gene Ontology annotation, molecular function: protein binding. The transcript is spliced from 6 exons. The coding region runs from base 242 to 595 and encodes 117 amino acids. The record is from RefSeq and is a predicted model, not a curated record.